Messenger RNA from Mucor velutinosus, 1083 nucleotides. RefSeq names its product Phosphotransferase. The transcript has a single exon. NCBI's taxonomy places the organism in Eukaryota, Fungi, Mucoromycota, Mucoromycetes, Mucorales, Mucoraceae. The coding region runs from base 1 to 1083 and encodes 360 amino acids. The record is from RefSeq and is a predicted model, not a curated record.
AUGGUUUUUGGUAACCUUUCAUUUCAGUCACAAACAUCUUCUUCCUCGUCCUCCACAACAUCUCCAUCAAAUAAGCGUCAGGAGAGAGAAAACCAUAUAAAACCACUGAAAAUUUUGACAAACGCUUUUGCUUCUGUUUCCAACACAGCUCCAAUGUCAGGUUCAAUACCUUUCUUUGAUCAAGACGACUACCUAGCACCAACACCUGUAAAAAAAGUAGAAACUAGUGACAGCAUGUUAGAUUUGAAUGACCCUGGAACAUUUCGCCCCAAAGCGCAUGGCAUCAAUGUAGAUGCGGUUUUGCAGCAAGCUACAUGCUCAGGCUGGUUGACAAAGCACGUUGCACCCACAUUUUCUUUCAUGAAAAGCACUAAAAGACGCUAUGUUGUGCUUGUUGAUCGCCUGCUUUAUACAUUCAAGUCAGAGACGCCAGAUAUGUAUCGGGAAUUCUUUGAAUUGACAAAGGAUACGCACGCAUUUGUUACGGAUCAAUUUGCUGGUCAAUUGUACUGCAUUGAAAUCAAAAAGAUGGGCCAGCUCGAGACGUAUAGUUGGUUUUUACAAGCAGAUGAUGCAGAAUCAAUGAAGCUUUGGUUAGAUCGAAUCAAACGAACUAUUGGAUGGCUCCGUAAUGGGACUAGUGGUACUAUCACCAAAGGCAGUUUAACAAAAAUCACUACUGAAGACGAAGAGUAUUCUCGUAUCGCGAAUAACGCAAAGCAAGCUAUCUACAGCUCUCCAGCAUCUAGCCAGAGCAACGUCUCCUUGAGCGAUAGCAACAGUUGGCCACACUCAUUAAACUCGUCAUUCAUUGCAACUGCGGUUGCAGCAACACCAACACCAACGCAAUUUAUCAACACCAAUUACAUUGAAAAUGAUUCAGUGCUGUCAUUUUCCUCAUCAGAAUAUUCACCUAUGGAACGAAACAGUAGCUUCAGUGGCUCAAGGAAAUCAUCCCUGAGACUUGCCAGGCCAAAUAUAUCAUCACAAUCAAAUUACACAAUUAUGCCAACAGUGCUACCUCCACAAUUGCCUCCGCCAAAAUCUCAACCACCACCUAUUCCCUCUUAUGCUUAUUUAUAA